Molecule: messenger RNA, 522 nt
Organism: Actinia tenebrosa (Australian red waratah sea anemone)
Lineage: Eukaryota; Metazoa; Cnidaria; Anthozoa; Actiniaria; Actiniidae
Product: stress-70 protein, mitochondrial-like
Source: RefSeq, a predicted model, not a curated record
AUGUGCAUUAAUAGUUGUAACAAAGCAGAUCUCACAUUCAUGGAGGCAGUACCAAAAAAUAGUAAACAAAUUAAAUAUUUUUCGCUUAAGGUUCAAUCAACAGUUCAAGAGAUUUUUGGAAGACAGCCAAGCAAAGCUGUCAACCCAGAUGAAGCUGUAGCUCUAGGAGCUGCCAUCCAGGGGGGCGUUCUUGCUGGUGAUGUGAAAGAUGUGCUGUUGCUUGAUGUGACCCCCCUGUUACUUGGUAUUGAAACCCUUGGCGGCGUGUUCACUAAACUGAUUGUAAGAAACACUACCAUCCCAACAAAGAAGAGCCAGGUGUUCUCCACUGCCGCUGAUGGCCAGACUCAGGUGGAGAUCAAAGUCCACCAAGGCGAGAGAGAGAUGGCUGCUGACAACAAGCUACUUGGACAGUUUCAACUGGUAAAAAAGCUUUUAGAUUCUUUUCAGCAGACCGGRUUAAAAUUAUGGAGGUCAAGCAAUUUAGSGGUGAAGUGCGGAAGYUAGACCAAUAGACCUCUU